AUGGGCUAUGAAGGCCUCUCGUCCACUUUUCUCCGCAGAGAAACACUGACUCAAGCCUUCUUAAACGAAGGUGCUAUCUUGGAUUACUUUCGUGGCUGGAACACGACCUGGACCCAGCCAUGGAAAUACUUCGACGGUCUUCCUUCUGUUAACAGAAGCCAGAUGGUUCCCUGCAAUGCAUCUCGGUUCACUGUCACGCAAGCCAACCAGGACUACCUGCGCGUCACAGGUGACGCAGCAGGGGUGGCCAUGCAGCCCGGUGGUGAAUUAUUUGCUUUUUGUCCGGAUGGCUACUUCUGGUUGCCUCCUUCUUGCCGAGCUGUCCCCUCAACAUGCGUUCCAUUCUUCACCCAAGAUCCGGGCUGGGGGUUGGAUGAUAUGAUGCAGAAGGUCACAGCAUACGGAAUGCCCAUUGCGCUUGGGGUCGCAAAGUCCUGGGUGGAGAUGGCCUUGCAGGUCAACGGCGUGUUUUACUGGUGGACUCCAGAUACAACAUUCCUUGCCUACAACCCGGCGGAUAUCAAAUUUCCGCCCUACGACCCCAAUGCCUACAAUGGAGGAGACAAGCGAAGCACUGCAGACGCAGCCAAAAUUUCCAAGAUCAUCAGCCAGGAUCUGUCGGCUCUUGCUCCCAAGGUGGUCGACUUCAUUAGCAGCAUGCGCUUUGGCCUCAGCGAUGUGAUGGGUAUGAUGCGGGACAUGCUCGCCCCCGGACAGUCACACACCGACGUCGCCUGUCGCUGGAUAAAGGCAAAUGUCCAUGCGUGGGAGUUGUGGCUUCCGGACAAGACCAAAUGCGCUCCUGGCUUUGGCUUGUUCGACACACGUCUGUCAGAGUUCACCGGCGACAGAGAAGAGCCCACUUUUCUGGAAUGUCGGGCUUGCGUGUCGGGAACGUAUUCUGCGCGCCUUGAUGACAAUCGAGGCAUUACGUAUGUGUGCAUGCCUUGCAUGCCCGGAACGAAACAAGCUUCUGGAGCCGCUUUGAAGUGCGACUUCUGCCAGUUGGGUGAGUUCCAGGACAAGUCAGGCAGCCGGUCCUGUGUACGUUGCAACAUCAGCUACUACCAAGACCAACUUGGCUCCACUCGUUGCAAGCCUUGUCCCAGUGGCACGACGCUAGGAUUUGGCUCGAUCUCAGUGGCCGACUGCGGCUGCGAAUCUGGCUUCAUCAACACAGCUUCCAGCCCUGGUUCUCUGAAGUGCGUAGAGUGUGGAGAAGGGCUUAGCUGCCCCGUGGCAAGCACUCUGGAUGGGCUAGUGUCCGGGAAGGCAGUGUUUGGAGACCCCUUUGUGCCGAAAAUUUUGCCUGACUAUUACAGCACUGUGGACAAGCCCCUUGAUGUUUACCGGCUGCAAAUCCUGUGGACCUUGGCAAUCCUUGCAUUUGGUCCCGGGCUCAUUGCAGCGUACUAUGUUCAGCAUUUCCAAGCAAGAGCUGCAACCAAUGUGUCAGCACAGGAGACAGCGGUAUGUGCCUUUGCGAUGAUCUUUUCAAAUCUGCAGUGUGUUGGCAUGCUUGGCUUGAUGAUGGAGCUUCCGGGCAGCUCUCUAUUGAGAGACAUUUCCUCCGCGAUGCAAGUUCUGGUUAUGGAUAUCGACAGCAUAGGCUUUAAUUGUGUUGCAGGAAGGUCGGUGCCUAUGCGUUACUCUGCGAUGGUCCUCUUUUUCCCUCUUGCAGUUCUUUGGCUUAUGGUCUGCUACUUGGUGUCAAAGCUGUUGCCGUUAAGAUUGCAGAGCUGCCGUUGGAAGGGCCCAGAGACCAGGAGCACCGUAGGAUUGCUGCUGUUGCUGGGGUUCAACACCAUGUGCACGGUUGCAGUCAUGCCACUGAUGUGUUUCAGUCAUCCGAGUGGCAUGUCCAGCCUGUUGAAGUACCCGAGCGUCGCCUGUGCCUCCGAUGAGCACUUCGUGAUGGUCGUGCUUGGGUUGCUAGUUCUUCUGUUUGCCUUGGGUUUCGUGGCCCUUUGCAGUUAUGCUGCGCUUGCAGCGCCUGGCUGGAGCAGACGGCGCCAGCAGCAUUCUUCCGUGCCUGGCAGCAGAGAGGAUUUCUGGAUUUGUAUCAGAGCUGCUUACUUUCGGAUGUCACAAUGCCAAAGUACCUACAGGCUAAUAGGCCCGUUUUUGUACACCUCAGCCUCCUUGACACUCCGAACACCCACAUUUCAUGAAACCGUGCUCAUCAUUCAGGUGUUUUCAGUGAAGUCUUUCCGCUUCCUGUUCUUUCGCUUCCGUCUGGAUUGUUGGUGGUUCGGGGUGCCACUGCUGCUUCGGGGCUCUCUGUUGUCGCUGCCCAUCGCAGUGGCAACAAACUAUCCUGCAGUGCAAGUACUUAUGUGGACUUUCGUGCUGCUUAUCUUCUUGGUGGUUGGAGUAUGGGUUCAGCCGUGGAAGGUCCCACUUCUGAACACCUUUGACUGCAUCAUGCAUGUCUGCAUCGUGAUGAUAGUCGCCUCGAGGUCACUGCAUGUGGGUCUGAAGGAGGAUGUGGUGAAUUUUUCGGCUGCUGCUGACAUCGUGAUCAUGUCCACGCUUGCCGCGGCAAUACUGAUCUUGUGCGUGGUAACAGCUAGUGCUGUCGUGACUUCAGGUGG
Messenger RNA from Symbiodinium pilosum, 2594 nucleotides. Lineage: Eukaryota; Dinophyceae; Suessiales; Symbiodiniaceae. The record is from the annotation of a GenBank genome assembly.